UAUGACCAAUCUUUUGAAAAAUGUAUCUCUCCACAUCUUCCCCACUUGACUCCAAUUCAGAGGGUGGCGCUGAUGCAGCUAGAGAGAGAGAGAAAGAGAGAGAGGGAGACAGAGAGCGAGAGAGAGACCCAUCAGGCUUCAGAUUGUUGUCAAGCAGUCUUGGUCCUGCUGUUACCCACAGAGCAUCGACAAUAGUGUCCCGGGUAUUGGAAGCAAUGAGUGACAACACUACUAGUUCUACUACAGCCAAUGACCUAGACCUCAUCUAUCUAAAAUGCAUUAUGGCGAGCCCACUGGAGCCAGUGGAAGGCCUGAAGGAGCUACAUUUGUCCCCAGUUGGGGAAAACAAUGUGGAGCUUCUGCAGGAAAUUCUCAGAGAUCUUGAUCCAUUCACACACCGAUCCAAAUCAGCUGCUGAACUCUUUCACUUACUUACACAGCCUCAUUUUCAGUCUUUACUAGAGACUCAUGACUCAGUUGCAUCCCAGGGGGAUGGAAGCCCCCUCUCCUGCCCAUGCAAAUUUACGACUCAUGACCAAGAUCAAGAUAGACAGAUGAACAACUUUCGGCCUCCGCCUGAUGCAAUCCGCAUGGUGGGCAUACGCAAAGUGGCUGGCGAACAUCUGGGUGUGACAUUCAAGGUAGAGGAUGGUGAGCUGGUGAUAGCACGGAUUCUCCAUGGAGGGCUGAUAGACCAGCAAGGAUUGCUGCAUAUCGGCGAUAUCAUCAAAGAGGUCAAUGGCCGUGACAUGGGACGAGACCCAAGGGUGCUGCAGAAGGAGCUGCAAGCAGCCAGUGGAAGUGUGGUUCUUAAGAUACUACCCAGCUACCAUGAAACAAUAACUCCAAGACAGAUGUUCUUUAAGUGUCACUAUGACUAUAACCCAGUCAGUGACAAUCUGAUCCCCUGCAAGGAGGCUGGCUUAAGGUUUAAGGCAGGAGACAUCCUUCAGAUUGUUAACCAGGACGAUGUCAACUGGUGGCAGGCAUGUCAUGUGGAGGGUGGAACUGCAGGACUGAUUCCCAGUCAAAUGCUGGAAGAGAAGAGAAAAGCAUUUGUCAAGAGGGAUAUGGAACUGGUUCCUCCAGGAAAUUUGUGCACAGGUGUUGGUGUGAAGAGAAAGAAAAAAAUGAUGUAUGUUACGACAAAAAAUGCAGACUUUGAUAGACAUGAGAUAUUGCUCUACGAAGAGGUGGCCAAGGUCCCUCCUUUCAAGCGGAAAACUUUGAUUUUGGUUGGUGCCCAAGGUGUAGGAAGGCGCAGAUUGAAGAACAUGCUUCUGUUAAAGGAUCCCCAUCUCUUUGGAACCACAAUUCCUUAUACCUCCAGAAAGCCCAAAAAGGGAGAAUGCGACAGCCGGAUAUAUGCCUUUACAAGCCGCAGCAAAAUGGAGGCUGACAUCAAGAAAGGCCUCUAUCUUGAAUUUGGAGAGUAUGAUGGCAAUUUGUAUGGAAUCAAGACUGACUCUAUACAUGAGGUUGUGGAAGCAGGACGAAUUUGCAUUCUGGAUGCCCACCCUCAGUCUCUCAAAGUGCUGAGAACAUCUGAGUUUUUGCCAUAUGUGGUGUUCCUUCAAUCUCCAGACUUCGAGGCUCUCAAGACAAUGAAUAACUCUACUGCAGAGGCAGGGGUUUCUACAAAGGCACUUUCAGACGAGGAGUUGCAGAAAACAUGCGAAGAAAGUGAUCAAAUUGCAGCUGCUUAUGGUCAUUACUUUGACUUAAGCAUCCUAAACAACAACCAGGAGGAGACCUACUAUGAAGUCAAGGCUGCACUGGAAACUGUCUCUAAAAACCACCAGUGGGUCCCUGUCACAUGGGUUUUCUAGAACAAAAUUGGGUGGUACAGAAGAGAAAUAAUGCAAGCUCCAAGAAAGAAAACAAGGACUUUGAAAAAAGUGUGGCUUUAUAGUUCAUGUCCAUAGUUUUUAGUUACUUUUUAAAUUUGUAUUUUAAUUCAUUCAUUACAGAAGUUGCAAAACUCCAGAUCAUUUGUGGUUGUUGUUUUAAACAUAGCAUAGCAUGUGAUUGGUAAAGUUGCUACUUUAUAGCAAUUUUGAUAUAAAGAUAUUGAGGCUC
This is a messenger RNA of Phyllopteryx taeniolatus (common seadragon), 2079 nucleotides long. RefSeq names its product MAGUK p55 subfamily member 2-like. The transcript is spliced from 13 exons. Gene Ontology annotation, cellular component: plasma membrane; cell-cell junction. Gene Ontology annotation, molecular function: protein binding. Lineage: Eukaryota; Metazoa; Chordata; Actinopteri; Syngnathiformes; Syngnathidae. The coding region runs from base 21 to 1829 and encodes 602 amino acids. The record is from RefSeq and is a predicted model, not a curated record.